Molecule: messenger RNA, 753 nt
Organism: Frankliniella occidentalis (western flower thrips)
Lineage: Eukaryota; Metazoa; Arthropoda; Insecta; Thysanoptera; Thripidae
Exons: 2
Coding region: 1-753 (250 amino acids)
Source: RefSeq, a predicted model, not a curated record
AUGGAAGUGGACACCGGAGCGGGGGCAUCCAUCAUCCCCCUGGAUAAAUUCAAGUCUUUGUUCCCUCUUGUUAAAUUAUCACCUAGUCCUACAAAAUUGUCAUCAGCUUCCGGCGACAUUAGAGUCAGUGGAGAAGUUAAUGUCUGCGUAUCUAAAAAUGGCAUUACCAAAAAUUUGUCUUUUAUUAGUGUCGCUGUGCCCUCAGUGGAGGAGUUACGGGACAUGUUUCCCAAAAUUUUUGAUGUUAAUAAUGAUGAUCCUAUAGUAGGGUUUGAAGCAAGAUUGCUAUUGCAAGAGAAGGCUGCGCCAGUGAAGCAUCGGGCAUACAAGGUCCCGUUUGCCCUCACUGAUCCAGUAAAUGCUAUUGUUGUCAAGAUGGUUGAUCAAGGCAAGGCAGUCCACGUCAGGCAUGCCGAGUGGGCUUCGCCAUUGUUUCCAGUUCCGAAGAAAAAUGGCGAGUACCGCCUAGUGGUGGAUUUCAAGAAGACUUUGAACCCUCAAUUGCGGGUAGACCACUACCCUAUUCCCUCUCCAGAGGAGAUCUUUUCGGACAUUUCUGAGGCUGCAUACUUUGUUAGUUUAGAUCUUAAGGAUGCGUACAUGCAGUUGCCCCUGUCCAAGGGGUCCCAGGAGUUAUGUAUCAUGAAUAACCCUAGAGGGUUUUACAAAUUGUUACGACUGCCGUUUGGUAUUGCUUCUGCUGCCGCAAUUUUUCAGUCUGUCAUGGAAGAAAUGGCAGCAUCAAUAAUGUAA